GCGCUCCUCUCGCACUUAUUCCGCCGCAAUCUCCCAACUGACGACGGUCGAAGCCUCCCGUGGCUGUGCGUGAACGCGUCUCUCGCAGUGGGUAAAAGCGGGUGGGCUCCGGGGUGGGGUGGGGGGGGGUCGUCUGCUCGGCAUAAAUAAAGGUUGAGAGCGCCGAGAGGAGAGCUCAGCCCCGAAUUUAAUCACUCACCCGCUAAAUGGAUCCGUGAGAAUCUCCCCGCUGACGCAGCACACCGCCGCCGCCUCGUGCGCCUUCAGCCCGAAGAACCGACAACUGGGAUUCUUUGCUUCUUCUUUUUUCUUUUUCUUAUUUGACUUUUUAUUUUUAUUUUAUUUCAUCUAACAGAAAUAUCUCGCGUGCCUGUGACCAUGUCUCGUGUGUGACUUGCGGUAAGCUGCCAGCUUUGCAUCGUGGAAGAGGCUCGUGCGCCGCGACCCGUCCAAGCAGGAACGUCGGCGCCGCAGGAGGUCACCGGGGAUGCUUUCCCACCCCGCCGAUUUCAACUCAGAUACCCGAGGCAAGUGCAGGUUAUUCCUCCAUGCACAUGCGAGAGACCCAGAGAGGAGGACGGCGGCAGAAACAGUGAGAUGAGACCAUUAAACGAUGGUGAACACUAAGGAAAAAAAAGCACAAGCCAACCUGAAGCGGUUUUUCACUGCAGCCAAACCUCAAUGAAAGAAGCUCGAGGGACGAGGGACGAUUCGCCGAAGCGCUCUGAUUGCUACAUGGCGACGACGCCAUCCAUCGAUGAGGAGGAGACAAACAAAAGGAUUGUUUCUGGCUCGGAGAACAGUUGAACAUCCGGGCUGACAUCCCAACCAGAUCUCGGCUGUACUGAAAACAAGCGGGUGUCCCCCCCCACCCCCCGCGCUCCCAUCUCCCAUUUAUUUUUCGGGUCCUGCACAUGACUCUCAGAGAAGCCCCCAUGGCCUGCGGCUUAGGCGUGGUGAUGAGUGCCUUGUUUUGGUCCGUAGCCAUUGUAUAUUUCACUAAUAUCGGCAGAGUCAGUGGAGACUGCUGGUUAAUUGAGGGUGAAAAGGGCUUUGUGUGGCUUGCGAUUUGUAGCCAAAACCAACCACCUUAUGAGGCCAUCCCACAGCAUAUCAACAGCACCAUUGUGGACCUCCGUCUGAAUGAAAACAAAAUCAAAAGCAUCCAUUAUUCUGCCCUCAGUCGCUUUGCCAACUUGACCUACCUGAACCUGACGAAGAAUGAAAUCUCCUACAUUGAGGACGGGGCCUUUUCUGCUCAGUUCAACUUACAGGUCCUUCAAAUGGGCUUCAACAAGUUGCGCAACCUGACAGAGGGGGUCCUCCGGGGUUUAGGAAAGCUGCAGUACCUCUACCUCCAGGCAAACCUGAUUGAGACUGUGACACCCAAUGCCUUUUGGGAAUGCCCCAACAUCGAGAACAUCGACCUCUCCAUGAACCGCAUCCAGCAGCUGGACGGGUCCACGUUUACCAGUUUGACCAAACUGACCACCUGCGAGCUGUACACCAACCCCUUCAACUGCUCGUGCGAACUGCUCGGCUUCGUCAAAUGGCUCUCGGUGUUCCCCAACAGGACGAACGAGCGGAUGGUCUGCGACUCCCCGCCGGGCGUCUCCGGUUACAGCUUGCUGAGCCAGAAUCCCAACAACCCGACGUUCCGCAACGCGCUGCACAUGCUCACCACCGUGUGCACGGAUGACUACGUGACGCCGUUCAUCCACCUGCCCACCGAGUCCUCGACGCCGCCGCCGGACCUGACACUGUGCGGGCUGGAGGACUGUCCCUCGGGCACAGAGCCGGAAGACAUCACCAUCAGCACCUACAACGUGGUGGAAGUGAACCCCCUGAUGAAGCUGAAGCAGGUGUCCAACACGGGCGCCACCGUCACGGUUCAGAUUCCUCACCCCUUCAAGAAGAUGUACAUCCUGUCGCUGUACAACAACAGCUUCUUCAGCGACAUUCAAACCCUGAAAGCUUUGAAGGAGGACGUGGAACUGAAAAACCUCAAACCCCACACCAACUACACAUACUGCGUCUGCUCCAUACGUAACUCCCUGAGACACAACCACACCUGUCUGACGAUCACCACCGGCACGCUGAAGGGAAAGGCCAGGGACGCGAACAACGCCACCGCCACUCACUACAUCAUGACGAUCUUGGGCUGCCUCUUCAGCAUGGUCAUUUUCCUGGGCGUGGUCUACUAUUGCCUGCGGCGAAAGCGUCGGCAGGACGAAAAGCACAAAAGAGCCGGUAGCCUGAAGAAAAACAUAAUAGAGCUCAAAUACGGACAAGAGCUGGAGGGGGCCACCGUGUCUCGGAUGUCGCAGAAGCAGCUGCUGGCCGGGGAGAGCAUGGCGCGAAUGCCCUACUUGCCGUCCGCGGCUGAGUUGGAGCAGUACAAAUUCCAGGAGAUGGGCGACACGCCCAAGAUGAUGAAAGGAAAUUACAUGGACGUGCGCGGCGUGGACCACCACGAACGCAGGGAGUGCGACAUGGGGAUGGCUGGGAACAGCCAGGGGUCCGUGGCGGAGAUUUCCACCAUCGCAAAAGAGGUGGACAAAGUCAAUCAGAUAAUUAACAACUGCAUAGAUGCCCUGAAGUCGGAAUCCACCUCUUUUCAGGGGAAAUCAGGCGCGGUGUCCACCGCCGAGCCCCAGCUGGUCCUGAUAUCCGAACACCCGCAGGGCAAAUCGGGCCUUCUUUCCCCGGGGUACGCCGACAGCUAUCACCACUCCCUGCAGAGGCACCGGUCCUCCGACGCCUCGCCAAAGAGGCCCAGCACUGCCACGGGGGGGCCCAUGCGAAGCCCGAGGCCAUACCGCUCCGAAUCCAAGUACAUCGAGCAGACCUCCCCGAAGGGAGAGAGCCUCCUCUCUGGCAACCCGGCCGCCGCCAUCCUGAGGGCCGAGGCGGAGAAGAUGCGCCAGUACGGCGACCACCGGCACUCCUACCCCGACGCCCAGAUAGAGGAGCUCGAGGGGCCCGACGGCCACAAGUCCUCCAUGUUGGAGCCGCUCACUCACUCCCGCUCCAGAGACUUGGCGUACUCCCAGCUCUCGUCCCACUACCACAACCUGAGCUACUCCUCCAGUCCGGAAUACUACUGCAAGCCCUCCCACAGCAUCUGGGAGAAGUUCAAACUGCACCGGAAACGGCACAAAGACGACGAGUACAUGGCCGCGGGCCACGCCCUGCGCAAGAAGGUCCAGUUUGCAAAGGAUGAGGACCUGCACGAUAUUUUAGACUACUGGAAAGGUGUGUCGUCCCAACAGAAAUCAUAACCUCUUUAGCUGCUUUUGAAACAUUGGACCACGCAUUGACACGAGAUGACACGGGGACGUCGUCUCGACAUUCCAAUCAAUGGAUACUUCCUUGUUAUUAGCAACUACUUGCUCAAGAUGAUCACGUUCUCUUUUGAGUGUGAGGGGAAUGGGUUACAGAGUCUUUAAAUUUGUCAUGUUAUGUAAAGCAUUAAUCGGGAAAACUUGUAUCGAUUGAAGAGAAAAUAUCUAGCAAAUGAAUAAUACAUAUAUAUAAAUAUACAUAUAUAUAUGUGUGUGUCACAAUGGAUUAUAGGUUUUUGGGUAUCGCAUGGCCAAGUCCUGUGACAGUGGAUUUGCUGUUGUGUAAUAUGAAACUACUAUAUGAAGAAAUUACUGAAACUUCAACGGUUUUUGAGGAGUUGUUUGGACCCUUCACUCAAAAAGGACUUUUUUUUUUUUCUUCCCUCCCUGCAUAUAUUUAAUUCAACAAAAACUAUGUACAGAUAUGGGCAUCUAUAUUUGCAAUGUUGCUGUGUAGAUGGAUGAGUAUAAAGUGGCUGAUUCGGGUUUUAUCAGACGAACCGCUGUUCAUGGGGAAUAACUCGUUGCUGAGGAACCUUCUUGUCAUUUCCACCGUCACCGCCUGUUUUUGUAACAAUCUCUUUUUUAAAACCUUUUACAUGCGUUUAAAAAAAAAAUCCAGAUUCCGUUUCAACGUCCCCUCUUAUCACACAACGCAGUGUUCGCUGCAUGGAAUCUGACAGGAAUGCGGGGAGCGUCUCCAUCAUUCCGUCUCUUCAGCCGUCAUUUGUAUUUUUAGUACCAAAGCAGAAACAAUCGGAAAUGUUUACAAUAUUUUCUGCGCGGUCGAGGGGGGGGGAAUCGUGAAAAAAAAACAACAACAAAAAAAAAACAACCACACAUCCGUAGAUCCGUGCUUCUUUUUUCUAUCGUGUCGGUGGUUGGGGAGCGUUACCGUAGUCACACAGGCCUGCUAUUAACCACUAACAUGUCAAAGGGCGAGCGGCGGCUCCUCGUCACUUGUUCAGAGGCCGCCGGGAGCCCGAUGGAUGAAUGUAACAGAUACAUAUUUCUGAUCUGUCUAUGGCAGCUUUUGUGUAAAAAAAACAUAAAUAUAUAUAUAUAUAUAUAUAUAGAUAUAUAUAUAUAUUUAUUUCAUGCUAUUGACAAAUGUGGUUUGUUUGUUUUUUUCUUCCUUUGCUUCAAUAUUUCUUCCAGUGUAUUAAAAUGCAAAACGUCUUAUCCGAUUAAUGCAGGAAAGUAGUUUGUUCUCUGGAUGGGCCUUGCCGCUUGCUGAGAGGUUUUGUUUUAUUCUUAAACUGCUAGGCUGUUAAAAUCUUUUUGUAUACUAUGGAAGCUACGUACCAGACGAAAUAUCGACGUGCUAGAUUCGAAUUUGAGAAUGUGAAACUGAAUCCUCUGACUUACCGGCUGUGAAUUUGUGUAUCAUGACAUCUUUUUUUAGUAAAUAUUAAUGCUUAUUCUUUGUAAGGUGUUUAUGUAACUUUUUCCAGAAAGGCUCAUGAUGGCUCACUCACGUUUUCAUGGACGAACAAUAAAUCCCAAUUUGGGCUCUCCCACACGUCUGAAGAAUUGUAAUAAAGUAACUCAACGCAUUAUAAGGUAAAGAACAGCUUUUGGAGGUUAAAAGGUGAUCAUCAGUGCUUUGUGUGAAUAUUAAACACCUUAAAAUCAGCAGCACAGACAAACCCUCGGUGACCUAAGGGAAUUCAUUUAUCCAGUGAAGUGGGGGUUUUUUUCUUCUUUUUUACUCCUUAUUCCCCCUUUAUUCAUUAUGUCGGUAUAACUGCAGGCACGAGUUCCCCCCUUUUGUUCAUUUUCUGUCACAAAGCUGCGUCUAUUUCAUCCAAGUGUGUCAUGAAGCUGCUUUUACUCACUCAUGUGAAGUGAAGCAUCCAUGAGCCUGAUGUGAAUGUGUUAUGUAAGGACCUUCUAAAGUGUUAACUUGGUUGUCUGACUUAAUAUUUUCAACCGCCUUAAGAUUUUGGGAUAUGUGUACAAGUGUAAAUUUCCUUUUGUUUGAUUCAAAGUUGAUAUUGUUGACGAGUCUCCAUUUGUUGUUAUUUUUAUAAAAGCGUUUCAGUUUCCUCUGAGAGCUGUCAGGUUUCUGGUUCAUUUAGCUACUUAGCCACAUGUUUUUUAUACUGCAUAUUGUAGCACUUCUGUGUCUAAUAAGAGUGUUGACGAAAUCUUUAGAAAGAUCAGCAGUUGUUGUUCAUGUGCAUCGAAACAAACAAGAGCACAAAAAAAAUGUGUUUUUUUUAUUUUAUUUCCUAAUACUAUGUUAUCUGCUUUCAGACAAAGUACUGUGAAAUAAAGUUAAGGGCGCACAUACAAUACACGCCGGCAUCUUUAUUACCACCUCGGGCCAGACCCGGCUCACCUGGAUCCAGGCCCGGCUGGAGAACAUCUGCGGCUCUAAUCGGUACAGAAAGUGACCACCUGCUCUGCGACAUCAUCGGCGCUCUGGCCUCCACUCGGCUAUUCAUGAGCCGCGGCUAUUUUUAGCCGGUUUUGAGUAGUUUUCUUCACAAUCUUGGCACCGGUCCCUGGGAUUAAUUUCUUUUAAUCUGAGUAAGAUACGAAGUCAGCAAGACUUUCUACAAGUGAAAAAUAUUG
Molecule: messenger RNA, 5924 nt
Organism: Pungitius pungitius (ninespine stickleback)
Lineage: Eukaryota; Metazoa; Chordata; Actinopteri; Perciformes; Gasterosteidae
Gene: elfn1a
Product: extracellular leucine-rich repeat and fibronectin type III domain containing 1a
Exons: 3
Coding region: 915-3281 (788 amino acids)
Cellular component (GO): plasma membrane
Molecular function (GO): protein binding
Source: RefSeq, a predicted model, not a curated record